AAAAAGACAAGAAAAGCAGGCCUAACUUUCCACUCCUGCACUUGCAUUGCAUUUCCCUCGAAAUUUUCAACCUGUCAUACCAAUCCCACAAGUGCAGGACAACAGAAGCUUCCUCCGGCAAAGAUUUCUUUCUUUGUUUUUUUUCUCUAAGCUUGACCACUUUGCUUGUGACCUUCCCUUCUUUGAACACUACUUCGAUGCCUUCAAACACCCUUUGUAUAAAAUCACUUCUCCGGUCUCAGGUUUCUCAUCACAUUCUCUUUUAUUCUUACAAUCUUUCUAUAUUUCAUCCAACUGCCAUUAGCCCAGUUCUCAAAUCUCCUCACAGUAGCGGACAUAAAAAUUCAAUGGAAAUGGCAUCAACAAACAUUCUCUCACCCUCUUUCUCAUUAGCUGAUUUCCUUGGGUUUCUCUUGUUUCAAAGAAUUCUCAAUUGGGUCAUCAGAUGUCAGAAAUCAUUUUAUAAAUUCAUGUUUUCCGUCACAAAAUCGAACAUUUGCUGCGGGAGAAAAAGCCCGAGCUCUGAAAUCAAUGAGACGAUGAAGAGCACAUCGUGCAAGCAGCUAAAUGAAAAGGGAGAUGUAAAGGUGAGCAGUGAAGAUGUCGAGAUGGUGAUGGGGAAGCUGGGUAUGCUUUGUAACCCAGACGGUGAGAUGCUCAAGACUUGUUUCAGCUCAGAUGAGCUUUCUGUCCUGUUCGAGGAGAAGGAACCAAGCUUGGAGGAAGUAAAGGAGGCUUUCUCUGUGUUCGAUGAGAACGGAGAUGAAUUCAUAGAUGCAAAAGAAUUGCAAAGAGUUUUAUGUAAUUUGGGUUUCAGAGAAGGAUCGAAUAUCGAUGCGUGUGAGAAGAUGAUCAGAGCCUUCGAUGAGAACGGAGAUGGGCAGAUUGACUUCAAUGAGUUUGUGAAAUUCAUGGAAAACAGCUUUUGCUGAGUUUUUCAUUGUUUCUUUCUUUCUUUCUUUUUUCUUCUUUUUUUAUACUCGAGAAAAAUCACAGAACAAUUCUAAUCCAACUGUUUCAUUUAA
Molecule: messenger RNA, 1025 nt
Organism: Magnolia sinica
Lineage: Eukaryota; Viridiplantae; Streptophyta; Magnoliopsida; Magnoliales; Magnoliaceae
Product: probable calcium-binding protein CML46
Exons: 1
Coding region: 198-932 (244 amino acids)
Molecular function (GO): calcium ion binding
Source: RefSeq, a predicted model, not a curated record